Molecule: messenger RNA, 1700 nt
Organism: Daldinia caldariorum
Lineage: Eukaryota; Fungi; Ascomycota; Sordariomycetes; Xylariales; Hypoxylaceae
Product: NAD(P)-binding protein
Exons: 1
Coding region: 127-1149 (340 amino acids)
Cellular component (GO): endoplasmic reticulum
Molecular function (GO): oxidoreductase activity
Source: RefSeq, a predicted model, not a curated record
CAGUCCCCUGGGAAUAUUUAUAGAACAAUCAAUGCCUACCUCAUCCAACCCCUCAAAGAGAUACCUAAUGUUUUUCCCUUCUUCCCUCAACCACUACCAGCACCACUACCUCUUCAAUCCAGAAAGAUGUCGGGUAUCACGCAAACCGUUCUAUCUUCCACUAUAUUUAAUGUUAUCGGAGUGUGCACCGCUGCCACCAUACUAGUCAAAUUUUCUUCAUUAAUUAGAAAAUACACCCGUUCAUCCAAGCUAUACAAGUUUGCGCAUCCAUCCCAAACUGGAGAUUCGCCGUGGGCCUUGGUCACGGGCGCAUCAGAUGGCAUAGGCCGCACUCUGGCUGAAGAAUUGGCUGCCAAUGGAUUCAAUGUCAUAAUACAUGGGCGGAACAGCAACAAGCUUGCUAAAGUCUCGUCUGAGCUUCAAGCUGCAUUUCCUCAGAGGUCAUUCAGAUUUCUCGUUGCAGAUGCCAACAACGUGCGCUGUGCGAACUGCGUUAAGGCUUCGCAGGAUGACGGGUCGGAUAAGCUAGCAGGCGUAGACUUCGAGGCGAUUAAGCAUGAAGUGGAAGGUCUGAAUCUCACCGUGCUCAUCAACAACGUUGGAGGAAAUCCGGUCGACCCAAUUUUCAUGCCCCUGAAAGAUAAGGGGGAGCUCAAAACCACCGAGAACAUCAGCCUCAACGCUCUGUUUCCGAUACAUCUAACUCGCACUCUUCUCCCGAACCUCAUCCAAAACGCGCCAGCACUCGUCAUCAAUAUCAGCACCAUGACUGAGGAUUUCCUACCACUUCUCGCAACGUACGGCGCUAGUAAGCGAUUCCUCUUGAGUAUAGGAAACAGCAUUCGCCUAGAGCUGGCUAUGGAAGGCAAAGAAGACGACGUCGAAAUCUUGGGCGUCCGGACGGGAAGAGUCACAGAUGUUGUGGGUUGGAAAGAGCCUCCAACCUUUUUCAUACCGACCGCGAAGAGAUACGCCAAGGCCGUACUGUCCCACGCCGGCCACGGACACGGAAUCGUAGUUGGGUAUUGGGCACACGCGCUACAAGACGUAAUGUCGCUCCUGAUGCCAUCAAAGGUGAAGGAUAAAGUUAUCAUAGAUAUCAUGCGCCGGACCAAAGAAUGGGAUGACAAGGCUAAGAAACAAUUGUGAGUUACUUCGUUGUAGUGAAGCGGAUUCGAGAGUUCACGCCCCUGAUUGGAGAUCCAACCCCACUCCCCCUUCUCCCUGUCCUCAUGUUCCUUCUUAGGCACACCUGCAUUUUCGCUUCGUUACAGUGAACGGUGGAAGGGUAAAAGGGGCUUAUUUAGAAUCAAUGAUUCAUAGUUCUGGGGAACCUUGAUUCUCCAUUAAUGGUAUCCCUACGAGUUAGCAGUAUGAAAAAAUAAUAAUUUAAAAAAAGCCUAAAUUGUUCUACUAAAAUCACACCUCUCUGAGUGUUAACCUUAAUCAGCCCUAAUUCCUUCUCAUGCCACAUUUUCUAGGCACCGUCGGCUUAGGAGGUAGAUGGGAAGGGGUGAUAGCUUCUUGCAUCAAGCUGUGUUGCAGUGGCUGUUGACGUGCUGUUGAUCCCCGAUGUAAAAAGCGAAGGGUAUUACGCUUGCGAAGACAAGGAGUGCAUAACAACAUAAUAACGGGCAAGAUUGUCACUUAACAACUACCUCAAGUAGGUAAUAUUAGAAGACAUUCAUUUUGAAGAUUCA